Suillus subalutaceus is the source of this 1441-nucleotide messenger RNA. RefSeq names its product isoprenoid synthase domain-containing protein. The transcript is spliced from 4 exons. NCBI's taxonomy places the organism in Eukaryota, Fungi, Basidiomycota, Agaricomycetes, Boletales, Suillaceae. The record is from RefSeq and is a predicted model, not a curated record. Bases 212 to 1270 code for a protein of 352 amino acids.
GGUCAUACAUGGUUCUUUCGGUCCUUGUAUCCUGACAGAAGUCGGUCCCACGAGUCUUCCUCCUCGUAUACUAUUGGUCUUACCUCAUGGGACUCGCUUGUGCUGAAUGGUGACACAGAUCCCAGCGAGACAGAUAUCCACUGGCGCUAAAAAUUCAUUAUAAAGACUGAGGAUCUUGCACUUGUAUGUUCCUCAUCUCGACAUUCACAAUAUGAAUCCGACGACCCCUAUUAUGUUUCCCACUGUCACCCACACGACCACUCUUGACUGCGAGCCCUCACAAUUCAUUUUACCUGACCUCAUCAAUGAUUGCCAUUAUGCCUUGCGAAAGAACCCUCACUGUUAUGCAGUGUCCCGCGCAUCUGAUCAAUGGCUUAUUGACGUAGCGCGACUUACAGGGCACGAGCUCCGAGAGUAUAUCGAAAUGGACUCAGGCACAUUCGUUGCCUUUCUCUAUCCUGAUGCAGAUGCUUUCCAUCUCCGAGUCUGCUGUGACUUCAUAAACUGGAUAUUCGUUAUAGACGACUGGAUGGAGAACGGUGUCGUCGAUGCACGGGAAGCGCGUGAAUGCUAUAUUUCUGCAUUGCGCGAUCCCAUCAAUUUUAACACGGAGCAGCUUGGUGCAAAUAUGUGCAAGUCGUUUUUCAGCCGCUUUAGGGAGACUGCUGGCCCCGGCUGCACAGAGCGGUUUAUCCACGGAAGCGAAACGUUCUUCGCUGCUGCGGCUAAGCAGGUGGACGACCGUGCCAAAGGAAAUAUGUAUGAUCUAAAAUCUUACAUCGCCCUGAGGCGAGAUGUAGUCGGGAUGCAGUCCUGCCUUGCACUCAUCGAAUUCGUAGCUGGAAUUGAUCUUCCCGAUGAAGUUAUGUCGCAUCCAGUUGUUAAGUCCUUGGAGUGCGCGACCACCGAUCAUGUUGCUUGGAAUGACGAUAUUUUGUCAUACAACAAGGAGCAAUCUCGCGGAGACGAACACUGGGAAAACAUGGUUGCUGUGCUCAUGCACGAUCGAGGACUAGACCUGCAAGGCGCCAUGGACUACACUGGCCAGAUGUGCAAAGAUGCCAUCCGGCGCUUCGAAUCUAACCACGCUAUCCUCCCUUCGUGGGGAGAAGAAGUUGACAGGCAGAUGGCUAUCUACGUCAAAGGGAUGCAGAACUGGAUGAUCGGCUCACUUCACUGGCACUUUGAGUCCGCCCGCUAUUUUGGCAAGGAUGGACAUGCUGUCAAGCACGACCGAAUCGUCAAGCUGCUUCCCAAGAGGCUCUUAUAGAGCCUGACACUUAGCGCAUGGCUUCCGGAGAACAUUAGUACAUGAUUCACGUCUCACGCAGACCUGAAAGUUUUUCUUCGGUUGCAUAAUACAUGACAUCCCGCCUUCCUUGCUUUGUCCUUCGUGGUUUCAAGUUCUCAGUCAGUCAGCUCCUUGCGUGUAACACUUCCC